Seriola dumerili (greater amberjack) is the source of this 4780-nucleotide messenger RNA. RefSeq names its product immunoglobulin superfamily member 11 (gene igsf11). The transcript is spliced from 9 exons. The coding region runs from base 481 to 1929 and encodes 482 amino acids. Gene Ontology annotation, molecular function: ionotropic glutamate receptor binding. Lineage: Eukaryota; Metazoa; Chordata; Actinopteri; Carangiformes; Carangidae. Gene Ontology annotation, biological process: homophilic cell-cell adhesion. The record is from RefSeq and is a predicted model, not a curated record. Gene Ontology annotation, cellular component: cell-cell junction.
GACGCGUUGGAGAGACUCACCAAGCGGACGGGAAAAGUGCCAGUUUCUGGUCUGCUUGUAAGUCACUUUCAGUGGUAGUGGGAAGAUUGUCCUUCUCGAGCAGGUGGACGUUGAGUUGGCCUAUUUCCAACGUGCGUAAAUUGACAGGAGAGGUCUAGGAAAGAAAACAGUCUUGGAGUGACCGGCAGCUACCAAAGAACGGGAGGAAAGGAGGAGUGAAAAGAGCCCGAAGGAGAGACGAGUGCCUGGUGGAUGGAAAUGCUCUCUGCGUUAUUUCUUCCCACACAUUUGAACAUUUCACGUUUUUUCUGGAAAAUGUCGCGGGUGUGCGCUGCGUAAAACCGCCGACUUCUUUCAUGUCUCAUGCCAGUAGAAGGAACAGUUACUUUUCUUCAAGUUAACUGUAAGCGGAGCUGUGAUUUCAUAAAAGAGGAGGCACUGGGCUAAAACUGAGAGCGAGUCACUGAACAGUUACGAACCAUGGUGAAGUUUCAUAACUCGGACCUAUGGAUAGCCUGGAUGGUCAUUUUCUGCAUGGAGGGUUCAAGGUUUGAUCUACACACAGGGAAAGUGUGUGUGCGGGCGCUCGAUGUGACGGUGUCCCAGAGCAGUAUCCAGGUGGCCCGCGGCCAAGCAGCUGUCCUGCCCUGCUCUUUCACCACCAGCGCUGCCCUCAACAACCUCAACAUCAUCUGGAUGGUGAUACCGCUGUCCAAUGCCAACCAGCCAGAGCAGUCAAAGCAGGUGAUCAUUUACCAGGGCGGCCAGGUGUUCAGCCUCGCCAACCACCUCAAUGGUCGUGUGGGCUUCGUGGCCACCAUGCCAAGUACAAGUGCCUCCAUCUUCAUCAACAACACCCAGCUGUCCGACACUGGGACCUACCAGUGCCUGGUCAACAACCUCCCAGACAGAGGGGGGCGCAACAUCGGCGUCAUCGGACUCACUGUGUUGGUACCCCCCUCGGUGCCAGCGUGUCGAAUCCAGGGCACUCUGGAUGUCGGCAGUGACAUCAUGCUGUUCUGCAGCUCAGAGGAAGGUAUUCCCACACCGUCCUACUCCUGGGAGAAACUGGACGCACUGCCCAAGCUGCCGCAUAACGCCAUGCAAGACCAGAUGCAGGGCACUGUCACACUGAGAAACAUCAGCACCAGCACAUCUGGACUCUACCAGUGUACCUCCAGCAACGCUAUUGGCAAGAGCACCUGUCUGCUCAACCUGCAGGUUGUAGCACCCCAGCCUCAGAGUGUAGGUCUGAUAGCAGGGACCAUCGCUACAGGAGUCCUGGCUGUUGUCAUCUGUUCCCUUUUAGUAGUGGUCACACUCUUCUACUGGAAGAACAAGAAUAAAUACGAUGAGGAGGAGAUCCCCAAUGAGAUCAGAGAAGAUGACCUUCCUCCUAAGAGGUCAUCAUCAGUGAAGGCUUUCCAUGCAGACGCCUCAUCAUCGGAGAACGACACGUUGACGUCUACCAACACGUACAAUAGCCGCUACUGGCACAACCCCAAACCCAACUAUGACACCAACUCCUACACUCGCUACAAUGGAGACACACGCCAGACCUUCUCCACUGCUGCCCAUGGCACACAUGGACAGGCCCAGAAUGCAGGACACAGCCAUAGUACAGUGGUCACAGCGCCUGGCUCAGCACCGCUGUCCCGCCAUGCGCCGCCCACAACGGCAACAACAACAUCGUUUGCCAAUGGCAGCCACACACUCCCGCCACCAAAGACUCUGGUGGUCACCACGAACUCUGCCCCGUCCCCUCCCACCAUGGUGCGCAGCAACGGCACUGUGAGCCUCAAACCAGUGGUGACAUCAACACAUGGGCAACACACACACUCCUACGCCGUGAGCCAGGCCACGCUGGAGCGGAUGGGGGCAGUACCUGUCAUGGUGCCCGCCCAGAGCAGAGCAGGCUCGCUGGUCUGAAAUCUGAUUGGGUAAACUGUUAGCUUUGAAAACGAGAUUAAAUGAGUGUUUGGUUGUGAAGUUUGAAAUCCACUGAUGAAAAACAGACAGGAUAUGGGCUGAAGCAGCCCACUGCCCUUUUCAGCUGUGUCUUUCUUUCUGUAUGUCUCGACCUUUUUAUCUCAAAACAAACUGGGAUUUUACAGUGCAGAGUUCAUUUAAUGCCAAUUCCUUGAUGGACAAGAUCCUCCAUUUUGUAGACAAGCACUACACGGAACUUAUUUGUCCCCUUAUUGGAUGGAUUGUCCUGGCGGGUGCUGGUGGGAACUACUUUUCAACCACUUUACAACACUGGAGGGAAUAUUCCAGCACAACCUGGAUUCCCAGAUCUCAUUCAGGGCCGGAUAGUUGUGAUGAUUGUGUUUUAUUUGACUCAAAGCAACACAAGGCAUUUUCAUCUCAGUGUGUCCAUACUGCAUGGUCAGAGAGAAGUGAGCUCGGAUUCCCACAUAAAUGCAUGUGUCCCUUGUUUUAGGAUGACAAAUUAAGUCCAUAUUAUUUCUAAUAAUUUCUUCUCGCAUUUGUAAGUUUGAUUAAAAGUAAUGCUAGUGAUGAUGAGGCUUGCGCAUUGAAAAAGUGAAUGUUGUGUUGAGAGAAACUUAAAGGAUGAAAGUAUAAAAAUGAAAUAAUGGUGGUUAAAAUGGCCUUAGAAGCUUAGAAAGACACGUUUUACUGGGUGCAAUACAUCGCUGACUAUACUUUACUUCACUGAAUGCAAAUAUUUUCGUUUUGUUGCACUUUUCAGAGCAUAUAUCAAAAUUGAUGUCUUAUGAAUAAUAACUCAGUCUUACUAAUGAAAUGCUUACCCAUACAACAUAGAUCAAAACUUCUCUGCACAUGCAAAAUACCGGUGAUAUUUGAAGAUAGUGCAUGUGCUGUAUUUUCAGCCGCACAAAACUUUUCACAAGAAGCUACUGAGCUACUGCAGAUGGAUAUUGUUGUAGUCUUUGCUGUGUUCACCCUUGCUGUUGUACUAAUCUGGUUCAUGUCACAUCAGUGCUGCUUUGAGAGGACGGGGAUAAGGGGAUGUCUUAUUUCAUAAAUGCUUUAUAAAGAGACAAAUAUAUAUUUAAAAAAAAAAUUUUUCCUUUGACAAAGGCUAACAUCUACUGUUUUCUACUGUACAUACUGUAACUACAACAUUAGGCUAGUUUGUGGAUCAAAGAAAAUACAUGUCUGACUGAUACAUAUUUUACAACUCACGUGUCUUAAUUUUAAAAUGGUUCUUUUUCUUACAUUAGACAACAAGCUGGAUUUGAUAGACAGUGUUAUUGGUUUCAAUCAAGUGAUUUUUUUAAUGAUUUCAUUUUCUAAUGAGUAUUGCCAUUUCAUUACCAGGUCUGAGGUAAGGACAGUAUGGUUUAACACUAAUGACCAUAUGUUUAACUCUAAAUAACAGACACCUAAGCUGUACAUGGUAGAAAGUAUCACUGUGUUUCUGACCUACUGUUUUUUGUAUUUUAACCAAAUUUCACCGGUGGAGAACAGUCUGAACUGUCUUAUUAUUUGUAUUUUACAUGCAGUAUUGGAACAAGUGUUCAAAAGUAAUUUCUCUCUAUGUUUAAUUUAUGUUUUUUAUUUAUUUUUUUUUAAUUGGCAUUUAAAAUCUAAUGUAGAAACAAAAAAGUGCUCCAACUUUAACAAAUAGAAUUUCAUGACUUAUGGUGAAAACUAUUUUUCAUUACUAUUAUUUGAUCCAGAUGACUUCACUGACCUAGGGACUGUUAGAUGCACUCAAAACACAGAGUACUAUUAAAGUUAAUCGAAUUUGAAAAUUAAAAAGAAGAUUCAGCAGUGAGAGUAGUAUUAACUUAAAAUUCUAGAUGGAGGAAAAAUUAAUAAACCCAACAAAUGUUUGGAUCAUAGGUAUAAUAAAUUCCAGCCAAGAUAAUGUACUUUUGUAUUGUUGAUGUCAUCCUUUAAUUAACACAUACAUGGACUGAGUCCUGAAUAUAGACCUGAGGAGUACAAGUCAACACUGGUUUUCCAUCACAGUUUGUUGUCAGAUGUGUAGACCUGCAGUUUACACAGACCUGGAUAAUUCUGAACUUUUCCUGAUUUUUCCCUGGAAGUCAUAAUGGGAAUUUUAUUUAUUCACUAGUUACUGCAUUACGCGCCAGUUUAGAUCCACCACAAACAUGCAUCUUUAUCAGCAUAGAGUUGACCUAGGUCAGCUACACACCCUCCCAUUGCUUUUACACACAUAUUCAUCCUGUUUUUCUUCAAGGCUACUGGCUACUGUGUGGCAGAGCUACAGUCCACCUGCAAGACAUACAUAUACACACACACUGAUUUAUAAAUACAGAGGUUGAAAGAGGUCAGAAAUUCAAUUAUCAAUCAUUAUCUCCCUGACUUUUUUGGCUGACAGAGUUUUCAGAAUAAAGUCCUCUGUCUGUGUAGAUUCCUGUCACCAUUUCUCCAAGUGCCCCUGCCCUGAACACUGGCUGACAACAUUAAAGAACUUUUCUUCUAAGAUUUCUGGCUUUAUUCUUUCCAGAGAGAAUGGCAAGCUGGAAAAGCUAAACUGAGAUUAUUUUACACUAACUCUAUCCCCCACUUGCAAUGGAGGAAGGAGAGCACAAUCAGUAGAAAUCUACUGAGGUUUUAACCCAGAUUAAAUAAACAUCUCGUCUUCUACCCUGGCCAUAGGUUGGCAUAUGGUACACAAGGUGGUAUAUGGGUUGUACAUAUAUAGAUAAAUAAUUACCUGUGGUAUAUUGCCAAUAAUAAAAAACAAUCUGUAAAUAUGUAUAAAAAUACAUCUUGUUCUUACUGUUGGAUUUAAAUGAAAUAGGAACAAUAACACUGGAAC